AUGGAGCAGGGAUUGUUGAACCCAAAUGGCGAGUAUGAUCUUGCUGAUAUCUACAAGAGCUGGAACCUUAGUCGCCACUGGAUUAUGUGGCGCCAGUUCUUGAUGAAUCUCAUCUGUCAUGGCUUCACUGCAUAUGGGUUUUAUAUGGCUACCAUACGUUGGCCCCCUCAGCUAUCCCCUCUGUUAACUGUAGCAGGUUACUUUGCGGCCUGGAUCUUGUCAGGAUUUAUGCUUUUUCAAUUUGGUCGAAAGAAAAUUAUCACAUACGGUUUUCUUGUUGGGGGCAUCAGUGGUAUUUUUUCCGCAUUGAUCACGAAUCAGUGGGUGGUGCUUCUGCUGGUGGUGAUAUUAUACUGUGGACUUUUCACUCCAGCAGCAAUACCUUUGCCUGAUGAUUGGAACGACGGCGGCGGUUUGGUUGUGUUCAUAAUGGUCGGUUUCAUGAGGUAUAUGGCUUACAUGGCCUGUAUUGUGGCUGCCAUCGUUGCUCCACCAGUUGGAUGGCAAGUUCAAGCCUUUGCACUUGUGGGAUCGACCGCUGCUAUUGUCUAUGCGAUGCUGGUUCAUUUCUACUUGUUGGAGUCCCCACUAGAAAUUCUAGAUGGUUAUAAUGCUUUAGCAACAAUGGAUAUGGACCAGCUGCUUGCUAUUCGACAAGAGAAGGCCAUUGAAGCUUUGAGGGUGUUUGCGGAGGCCACAGGGAAGACUCUACCAGAAAAUUUGAAGAGCCUCAGGAAAGUUAGUCCGUUGGUGUAAUUGGCUUGUGUGUGCCUGAACUUUAAUAUUUUGAAUUCUCAUGAAUGUAAAAAAA
Messenger RNA from Selaginella moellendorffii, 811 nucleotides. RefSeq lists its product as uncharacterized. NCBI's taxonomy places the organism in Eukaryota, Viridiplantae, Streptophyta, Lycopodiopsida, Selaginellales, Selaginellaceae. The transcript is spliced from 2 exons. The record is from RefSeq and is a predicted model, not a curated record. The coding region runs from base 1 to 756 and encodes 251 amino acids.